CAGUUAAUCGCGACAUCUUGGAAUAGGUCCGUCCCAAUACGAACAGCUCUGUUUAAUCGCUAAUUUCCACAGUAUUCAGCACAUCUGUGUUGGUGAAUCUUUUGGCAAUUUGUUCAAUGAACAAUGGCGACUGCAAAAAAGAGAAUUGUUGGGAAGCGGUGUGCUGCUGCGGGAUGUGGCAACACAAACUUCAACACAACCGGUGUUUCGUUGUUUUUAUUCCCAAAAGAUGACGGCCAAGCUUUACUAUGGAACAAAGAAGUCAAGCGAACGCGGUCGAAUUGGAGGACACAUACAAAGUACAGUGUAUUGUGCAGCGAACAUUUCGAAAGGUCGUGUUUCGAAGAGGGUCGCAUGCUGAUGGCAGACAUGGGAAUCAGCAAUCGUCGACUCGUGCUGAAGAAAGGUGCGAAGCCAACUAUUUUCAAUAAACCACGGUCAGGCUUAAGGCCAGGUUCGGAGCACCGCACAGCCUCCACAAGUGGACAGACUGUGCGCAUGAGGUCUGCAUUUGCCAAAAGGGAAAGGAAGAGGAUAAUAGAUGAGAUCCUGGCCAGUACGACUACGGCAUCAGUGGCGGAUGAACCAAUGGCAAAGGCACUAGAUUUGCCUGAUGAGGAGGGCGAUCAAGAUCAGGGAAAUACAAGAGAAAAAGGAUGCCAGACGGACUGGGUACCGAUUGGGACAGCACCAACGGCAAUGACCAGUAGCAAGAGCACCCAAACAGAGAGUGUGGGGUUGCCCAUUGAGGCAGUGGUGCUGCUGCCCCCUCCACAUCCCACCCCACAGAUUGUAAAUAAUUCAAUGUAUAUACUCUGGUGAUGAACUUGUGUGAUGACUGUAUUAUGAUGAUAGUAUAUAUGAUAGUAUAUAUCUGUAUCAUGAAUCAACUUAAGUGGACCCCGACUUAAACAAGUUGAAAAACUUAUUGGGGUGUUACCAUUUAGUGGUCAAUUGUACGGAAUAUGUACUGUACUGUGCAAUCUACUAAUAAAAGUCUCAAUCAAUCAAUCAAUGUCAUUUCCAUCAUCACUAGUGGUAAUGGUGUGGCUAUGUAUGUGUGUAGUGUGCAUAUAUAUUUAUAAUUGAUGUAUAUACAAGUUCAUUAAGUUUGUACAAAGAGUGAACAGGUAGUUGUAGCUCAGAGUAAUUUAUGAUUUAAGGCAGGGGUCCCCAAACUUUUUGACUCGGGGGCCGCAUUGGGUUAAAAAAAUUAGGCCGGGGGCCAGGCUGUAUAUAUUUAUAUCUAUAUAUACACUACCGUUCAAAAGUUUGGGGUCACAUUGAAAUGUCCUUAUUUUUGAAGGAAAAGCACUGUACUUUUCAAUGAAGAUAACUUUAAACUAGUCUUAACUUGAAAGAAAUACACUCUAUACCAGGGGUCACCAACGCGGUGCCCGCGGGCACCAGGUAGCCCGUAAGGACCAGAUGAGUAGCCCGCUGGCCUGUUCUAAAAAUAGCUCAAAUAGCAGCACUUACCAGUGAGCUGCCUCUAUUUUUUAAAUUGUAUUUAUUUACUAGCAAGCUGGUCUCGCUUUGCCCGACAUUUUUAAUUCUAAGAGAGACAAAACUCAAAUAGAAUUUGAAAAUCCAAGAAAAUAUUUUAAAGACUUGGUCUUCACUUGUUUAAAUAAAUUCAUUUUUUUUUACUUUGCUUCUUAUAACUUUCAGAAAGACAAUUUUAGAGAAAAAAUACAACCUUAAAAAUGAUUUUUAAACACAUA
Molecule: messenger RNA, 1724 nt
Organism: Entelurus aequoreus (snake pipefish)
Lineage: Eukaryota; Metazoa; Chordata; Actinopteri; Syngnathiformes; Syngnathidae
Product: peroxynitrite isomerase THAP4-like
Exons: 4
Coding region: 124-822 (232 amino acids)
Molecular function (GO): sequence-specific DNA binding
Source: RefSeq, a predicted model, not a curated record